This is a messenger RNA of Bufo bufo (common toad), 1251 nucleotides long. It is a transcript of the gene HEY2, whose product is annotated as hes related family bHLH transcription factor with YRPW motif 2. The transcript has 5 exons. Gene Ontology annotation, cellular component: nucleus. Bases 44 to 1036 code for a protein of 330 amino acids. The record is from RefSeq and is a predicted model, not a curated record. Gene Ontology annotation, biological process: regulation of neurogenesis; anterior/posterior pattern specification; circulatory system development. Gene Ontology annotation, molecular function: RNA polymerase II cis-regulatory region sequence-specific DNA binding; DNA-binding transcription factor activity, RNA polymerase II-specific; protein dimerization activity. Lineage: Eukaryota; Metazoa; Chordata; Amphibia; Anura; Bufonidae.
UGGACUGUGGGGAGCUGCCAGCCAUUCUCCUGGUACACUGACCAUGAAGAGACCCUGCGAUGACACCAGCUCUGACAGUGAUCUGGAUGAGACCAUUGAUGUGGGCAGUGAGAAUAAUUACUCUGGACAUAGUAGUGGAUCACUAAUCCGAUCAAAUUCUCCUACAACAACAUCACAGAUCAUGGCCCGGAAGAAGCGGAGAGGGAUUAUAGAAAAGCGCAGGCGAGAUCGUAUCAAUAACAGCCUGUCUGAAUUAAGGAGACUUGUGCCGACCGCUUUUGAAAAGCAAGGAUCUGCAAAGUUGGAAAAAGCUGAAAUUCUCCAGAUGACAGUAGACCACUUGAAGAUGCUACAAGCUACUGGAGGUAAAGGUUAUUUUGAUGCCCAUGCCUUGGCUAUGGAUUUCAUGAGCAUUGGUUUCCGAGAGUGUUUAACGGAAGUAGCAAGGUAUCUCAGUUCUUUUGAAGGCCUGGACACAUCAGAUCCUCUCCGAGUUCGACUAGUCUCUCAUCUUAGCACAUGUGCCUCACAGAGGGAAGCAGUAGCCAUGACGUCAAUGACCCAGCCCCAGCAUUCCCUGCAUCCACACCACUGGGCGGCAACUUUCCAUCAACUUCCUGUUUCUUUGCUACAACAAAAUGGACUCCAUUCCUCUGAGAACAUGCCUUGCAGACUUUCCACCAAUACAGAGUUACCACCCCAACAUGGUUCUGCCCUUCUCACGGCUACAUUUGCUCAUGCAGAUGCUGCUCUAAGAGUGCCUUCUGUGGGCAGUGUAGCUUCAGGUGCCCCUCCUCUCUCUACCUCUUUGCUCUCGCUUUCAGCUACAGUACAUGCCGCAGCAGCUGCUGCUGCACACAGCUUUCCACUGUCAUUUGCUGGAACAUUCCCUUUACUUCCACCAAUGGCAGCAGCAGCAAUGGCAGCUUCUGCAACAGCCGUAACAUCUCCCUUGUCAGCAACUUCUAGUCCUCGGCAAGCAAGUGGAAAUAGCAAGCCAUAUCGGCCCUGGGGGACUGAAGUAGGGGCCUUUUAACUUGCUGCUAUUUAAGUGGACUUAUGUAAAAAACAGUCAUGUGCAGGAACAGUGUCUUUAGUAAAAUUCAAAUAUAAUGUCUGAUAUAUGCAGAUGACCUGUGGAUUUAGAUAAUACGUAACAAUCUAACACUAUGGGCUCUUUCACAUGAGCGGAUGCCGUGCGGGUAUCUGCUGUGUGAAAGUGCCAAGCCCCGUUCCGAACAGCAGAGACAC